GGAUCAAAGGGCUCAGGGGCUACAAUGUUGUCAAGACUCUUCAGAAUGCACGGCCUCUUUGUGGCAUCCCAUCCUUGGGAAGUCAUAGUGGGGACCGUGACUCUUACCAUCUGUAUGAUGUCCAUGAACAUGUUUACUGGUAAUGACAAAAUCUGCGGCUGGAAUUAUGAAUGUCCAAAGUUUGAAGAAGAUGUUUUAAGCAGUGAUAUUAUCAUUUUGACAAUCACACGAUGCAUAGCAAUCCUUUAUAUUUACUUCCAGUUCCAGAAUCUAAGGCAGCUUGGAUCAAAAUAUAUUUUGGGCAUUGCCGGCCUUUUCACCAUCUUCUCAAGCUUCGUCUUUAGUACAGUUGUUAUUCAUUUCUUAGAUAAAGAGCUGACUGGCUUGAAUGAAGCUUUGCCCUUUUUUCUGCUCUUGAUUGACCUUUCCCGAGCCAGUGCUUUAGCAAAGUUUGCCCUCAGUUCAAAUUCACAGGAUGAAGUAAGAGAAAACAUUGCCCGCGGAAUGGCAAUCUUAGGCCCAACUUUCACACUUGAUGCCCUAGUUGAAUGUCUUGUAAUUGGUGUUGGCACCAUGUCAGGUGUUCGACAACUUGAAAUUAUGUGCUGCUUUGGUUGCAUGUCAGUCCUUGCCAACUAUUUUGUGUUCAUGACAUUCUUUCCAGCUUGUGUGUCCUUGGUACUAGAGCUUUCUCGAGAAAGUCGUGAAGGUCGUCCAAUAUGGCAACUCAGUCACUUUGCCCGUGUUUUAGAAGAAGAAGAAAAUAAGCCAAAUCCUGUAACUCAGCGGGUCAAGAUGAUUAUGUCUUUAGGCUUGGUGCUUGUUCAUGCUCAUAGUCGUUGGAUAGCUGAUCCAUCAUCUCAGAACAGUACGGCUGAGAAUUCAAAGGUUGCUUUAGGACUUGAUGAAAAUGUGUCCAAAAGAAUUGAACCUAAUGUUUCUCUCUGGCAAUUUUAUCUUUCCAAAAUGAUCAGUAUGGACAUUGAACAGAUGAUCACCCUUAGUUUAGCUCUCCUCCUGGCUGUCAAAUACAUCUUCUUUGAACAAGCAGAAACAGAAUCCACACUCUCGUUAAAAAAUCCCAUCACAUCUCCUGUGAUGAUUCAGAAGAAGACUCCAGACACAUGCUGUAGACGGGAACCCGUGUUGGCCAGAAAUAGCCAAAAAUUCAGUGAAAUGGAAGAGGAAUCUGGAUGUAACAAGGAGAGAAAAGCUGAGGUUAUAAAGCCUUUAUUGGCAGAAACCGAACCAUCAAACAAAGUUGCAUUUGUUGUGGGUAACAAUUCCCUGCUUCAAACAUCAGCAAACACUGAAGCCGAAAUUGAACUACCCACUGAGCCACGUCCAAAUGAAGAAUGUCUCCAGAUACUUGAAAAUGCAGAGAAAGGUGCAAAAUUCCUCAGUGAUGCUGAGAUCAUCAGAUUAGUCAAUGCUAAGCAUAUUCCAGCUUACAAAUUGGAAACUCUGAUGGAAACACAUGAACGAGGUGUAUCUAUUCGCCGACAAAUGCUGUCAAAGAAGCUUCCUGAACCCUCUUCGUUGGAGUAUUUACCGUAUAGGGAUUACAAUUACUCUUUGGUGAUGGGAGCUUGCUGUGAGAAUGUUAUUGGAUACAUGCCUGUCCCUGUUGGAGUAGCAGGGCCCCUCCAUCUGGAUGGUAAAGAAUUCCAGGUCCCAAUGGCCACAACGGAAGGCUGUCUUGUUGCCAGUACCAAUAGGGGUUGUAGAGCAAUAUGUCUUGGUGGAGGUGCAAGUAGCUGUGUUCUAGCAGAUGGAAUGACUCGAGGUCCUGUAGUAAGGUUUCCCAGUGCAUGUGACUCUGCAAAUAUGAAGACCUGGCUUGAAAGUCCUGAAAGCUUUAAAAUAAUAAAGGAAGCAUUUGACAGUACCAGCAGAUUUGCACGUCUCCAGAAAGUUCACAUUAGUCUGGCUGGUCGCAAUGCCUAUAUCCGUUUCCAGUCCAGGACAGGUGAUGCCAUGGGGAUGAACAUGAUUUCAAAGGGAACAGAGAAUGCACUUGCAAAACUACGUGAAUUUUUUCCUGAAAUGCAAAUUCUAGCUGUUAGUGGUAACUACUGUACAGACAAAAAACCUGCUGCUAUAAAUUGGAUAGAGGGAAGAGGGAAGUCUGUUGUUUGUGAAGCUGUCAUUCCAGCAAAGGUUGUCAGAGAAGUUUUAAAAACUACCACAGAAGCUUUGGUUGAAGUUAACAUAAACAAGAAUUUGGUGGGCUCAGCCAUGGCUGGUAGCAUAGGAGGCUAUAAUGCACAUGCAGCCAAUAUCGUAACUGCCAUCUUCAUUGCGUGUGGGCAGGAUGCAGCACAGAAUGUGGGCAGCUCUAAUUGCAUCACUCUUAUGGAAGCUACUGGACCCUUAAAUGAAGAUCUGUAUAUCAGUUGUACUAUGCCUUCCAUAGAAAUAGGAACUGUUGGUGGAGGAACCAACCUGCGACCACAGCAGGCCUGUUUGCAGAUGCUAGGUGUUCAAGGAGCAUGCAAAGACAACCCUGGUGAAAAUGCCCGUCAGCUUGCGAAAAUAGUGUGUGGUACAGUUAUGGCCGGGGAGUUAUCACUGAUGGCUGCAUUGGCAGCAGGACAUCUAGUCAAAAGCCACAUGAUCCACAACAGGUCAAAAAUAAAUCUUCAAGAUCUCCAAGGAAUCUGCACCAAGAAGGUAGCUUGAGUGUUGCUGAAGUUCUGAACUCAAGCACUCUCAUGAGAAUGGGAUCUUAAGGACUAAUGUAGAAAAUCUGUGAAUUAAAAAAACAACACUUCAGUGCAAUGUCUUGUCAAGAGGACAGCGAGACAUGUUCAGGGAGGCAACUGGCUUCAGUGGUUCAAGAUUACUUCUCUAAGAAGAGUUUCUUUUCCACAUCUGACAACAGUUUAGUGUUCUGCAUACUUGUGUUUGACCGAAAGAUAUCAUCUUGGGUAUUAAAGCAUCAAAGUGCCACAGCUAGUAAAUAC
This is a messenger RNA of Gracilinanus agilis (Agile Gracile Mouse Opossum), 2966 nucleotides long. RefSeq names its product 3-hydroxy-3-methylglutaryl-CoA reductase (gene HMGCR). Gene Ontology annotation, molecular function: protein binding; hydroxymethylglutaryl-CoA reductase (NADPH) activity; NADP binding. Gene Ontology annotation, cellular component: peroxisomal membrane; endoplasmic reticulum membrane. The transcript has 19 exons. Gene Ontology annotation, biological process: sterol biosynthetic process; isoprenoid biosynthetic process; coenzyme A metabolic process. Lineage: Eukaryota; Metazoa; Chordata; Mammalia; Didelphimorphia; Didelphidae. Bases 25 to 2682 code for a protein of 885 amino acids. The record is from RefSeq and is a predicted model, not a curated record.